AUGAAAAAUCAAACUCAGAUAACGGAAUUCAUCUUGGUGGGAUUUAAGGGUGAGCCACAAUCACAGAUAGCUCUCUUAAUUCUCUUCUUGAUGAUGUAUGUGAUCACCCUGGUGGGGAACAUUGGCAUGAUUACAGUCACCAGUACUGACUCCAAACUCCACAGCCCUAUCUACUUCUUCCUGAAGAACCUGUCCUUCAUAGAUAUAUUCUAUUCUUCAGUCAUUACUCUUAAAGCCAUGUUGAGCUUUGCAACCGGGAACAAGACAAUUUCCUACAAUGGAUGUGCAACCCAGAUGUUUUUCUUUUCUCUUCUUGGAACUACUGAGGCUUUUUUGCUGGCUGGGAUGGCAUAUGAUCGGUUCAUUGCUAUUUGCAACCCAUUGCUCUACCAUGUCAUGAUGUCCAAGAAGACCUGUGCACAUCUGGUGGCAGUUUCAUACUUCUUUGGCUUCCUUAAUUGUUCCACACAGACCGGACUCACAUUUAGCUUGUCCUAUUGUGAGCCAGGGGAGAUCAACCAAUGCUUUUGUGAUGUCCCAGCAGUCAUGAAGGCCUCUUGCUCAGACACAUUUCUAAAUGAAAUUGUGCUCCCAGUUCUGUGUGGGUCAAUUGUAAUUAUAACUUCCACUAUUGUCCUGAUCUCCUAUGGCUACAUUGUGGCUACAGUCCUGCGUAUAGCUUCUCAAGAGGGAAGAAGCAAAGUCUUCUCAACCUGUACUUCCCAUAUCAUAGCUGUAAGUUUGUUCUUUGGGACAGCUUUCUUUAUGUAUGGCCAGCCUGGGGCCAUCUCUUCUCCUAACCAAGGCAAAGUGGUAUAUGUCUUCUACACCAUUGUCAUCCCAAUGUUGAACUCAUUAAUCUACAGCCUAAGGAACAAGGAGGUCAAAGAUGCCUUGAGGAGACAACUGAAAAGGAUGACUUUCAUCCACUGA
Molecule: messenger RNA, 933 nt
Organism: Rhineura floridana
Lineage: Eukaryota; Metazoa; Chordata; Lepidosauria; Squamata; Rhineuridae
Product: olfactory receptor 9S13-like
Exons: 1
Coding region: 1-933 (310 amino acids)
Biological process (GO): sensory perception of smell; G protein-coupled receptor signaling pathway
Cellular component (GO): membrane
Molecular function (GO): olfactory receptor activity; odorant binding; G protein-coupled receptor activity
Source: RefSeq, a predicted model, not a curated record